This is a messenger RNA of Porites evermanni, 2425 nucleotides long. The record is from the annotation of a GenBank genome assembly. Lineage: Eukaryota; Metazoa; Cnidaria; Anthozoa; Scleractinia; Poritidae.
AUGGAGUUAAGAGGUUUUUUUACAGUGAGUAUACCAAAAGAGGGCCAAUUUAUUUAGUCGCAUGCUACUUCAGUUCUAAGUUGGGAUUUCGUAAUUCUGGGGCCCGAGUUUUGUGAAAUGAGUUUUACGGACGGGGCCUGCAGGCAGUGCUUUUUGCAGAGCUUACAACUUAAAACAAAGCAUUUCUCUCUUUAUAUGCAGUCAUACCUCCCAAAAUGCAAAGGUUUAGGCCGGAUUUAGGUGCGUAAAUGAGAUAGAGGCAAUGUAUGAAAGUCAUGAAAGGCCGCAAGUAAGGGUAAAAGUUGAACUUCGCUCAACUUUCACGCUCACGCGUGAAAGCCGUGAGUCCAUACAUUACCUCUAUUUUAUUUAAGCGCGUAAAAUUACGCGACAGUGGAAAUCAACCUUUACGGAAACGGAGGUCGACAUACAGCGAGCAACAAUGCAUCAAGUGGUCACCGGCUUACAAGAGGUUAGAAAUAGUGCAUGGGAAACAGUAAAAACAUCUAACCAAAAAGUGGUCAAAGUCGCUUACGAAAGGUUCUAAUCCUUGAAAAUUGACUGGGACAAAAAGGUUUUCUAGGCAGGUGGUCGCUUCUCAGUGGGAGGCGGUCGCUUACGAGAUCUUACGAAGGGUGGUCGAACAUAGGGGUUGGACUGUAUUUUGAGUUUGAUGGUAAACUAUUUUCGAAUUUUGUUUGAUUUUUGUUUCAACUUAUAAUAUCUGCUUUCUUUGUUCCUAGACUGUUUUCGCCUGUUUGUUUACUGUGGAAGCAUACUCUCGCAGUUUUAAUUAUCGUAGGCCCGUGGAGGGUGAUCCCUGCACAAAUUAUGAUGGGCGUUAUAUGAGAAUUAACAUGGACGAAUGUCGUGAAAAUAAAAACUCGCAAAUGGAAUGCCCAGCGAUGGCGGAUGGCGAAACGAGAAGAAACUCAAGCACACGUAAGUUGGCGGGUUUCUUGAUGUUGUUCUACUGCUCUCAGUCACUUUCCAUCUCAAAAUUAUUUUAAAACGGAAAAAAUUUGCAAGCAGCAAAUUUCAUUUAUUACUAACGGACCAUCGAUUCGUGCCGAAAUGAGACAGGCAAGUUGGCGAGUUUCAUGAAGUGAUUCGACUGCCGUCAGUCACUUUCCAUCUCAAAAUCAUUUUAAGAUGGAAAAGAUUUCUACAAGCCGAAAUCUUUAGCCGUAUUUAUUACCAAAGACAAUCGCGCGAAUGCGAGGACCAUGUGGUUUGGCCAAUUUCUAUGUUAUUAGCGAUACAACGUGAUUUUCGAUACACCCAGCCCCCACCCGCGGAAAAAUAGUUUUCACUCCUCCUAGAAAUAUUUAAUUUUGCAAUAUUAUUCUUCUUUUUACCUAAUUUUGAAUAUAUUAAAAAUUUGUCUCCUAUUAUCCCCUUUGGCUCUCUCUGGUUUGAUCAGGAAUGUCUCACCACUUGUCAGAAAAAAUAAAAUGUGAGAUUUUCUAAAAGGCACUGGUGCUAUGUCAUAAAGCUGAUAUAUUGGUCUUAUGUUUCUGCAGAUUUUACGUUGGUCGAAAGCCGGAAUAAGCUGAGAUCAUGGCGUUGCAUCUCUUUCAACAACACCUAUUCACUUAUGGUACAAGGAAACAAUGUCAGCUUCGUGGUGAGUGAGUACAAGGCUUAGUAUAAGGCUUACAAUUGUGAAACAAUCAUCCUUUUUAAAAAUGGACCUUCCGAUUACCUUUACUGCAGCAAUAGAUUUGAUAAAUAGGUUCCCGAUAACUCAAACCUUUAAGGGGAAUCAAGAGGAAUGCAAGUAUCAACCCUCCACUUCAAGGGCAACAAGAAAAAUGUAUUUUUUUUGGAAAAAAAAGCUUGAUUAAUUAGUACAGGGAUAAACAUUAUAUUUAAAGUGGACUAAAUAAAAAAUAAAGAUAAAGAAUAAUUGUAUAGAAUGAUCAGAAGGGACACAAAAAUUACUUCGAGGUAGCGGAAGGUUCGCGUUAUCGGGGAUUCGAAUUACCAAGGGUGAAACUACAGUAAGUGUAUGAAGGAAAUUCAGGGGAAAUCGAUUUUCAUUCGAGUUAAUAGCGCGAGGUUCGAGUUAUCGGGAGUCGACUGUUUUGUUGAAUUACCUUUGUAAUUUUCUGGCUUAUUGUAAGAGUCUAUCGUAAAAAAAUAAAUAACCAAAUAAUAAUAAUGAUAAUGAGAAUAAUAAUAACAAUAAUUGAUUUAUUAUCUAUUGCUUUCACAGAAUGUUUCCUGUCAAAACGGAGGCGAAAACGUUUGGUUUAAAUUUGUGAACCUAUUUGAGUCGAACCGCAGAUAUUUUGGGUUUUUUAUACCAGGCCUAGAUAGUAAGAUGUGUCUUACUCGCAGUUGUAAUGGAAACUUGUCUGUAAUUAGAGUUAACUCAACAGUUAACCGAGACUGCUUCUUUAAACCGUCCAGAAGUAAAUGA